Messenger RNA from Gastrolobium bilobum, 1555 nucleotides. RefSeq names its product putative glycerol-3-phosphate transporter 4. Bases 1 to 1506 code for a protein of 501 amino acids. Gene Ontology annotation, biological process: transmembrane transport; phosphate ion homeostasis. NCBI's taxonomy places the organism in Eukaryota, Viridiplantae, Streptophyta, Magnoliopsida, Fabales, Fabaceae. The transcript has 3 exons. The record is from RefSeq and is a predicted model, not a curated record. Gene Ontology annotation, molecular function: transmembrane transporter activity. Gene Ontology annotation, cellular component: membrane.
AUGUGUCGACAUUCUGAUACGAUGAGGGGAACACCGCCUGGGAUUCUGCUAAUAAGAGGCAAAGAUUGGAACCUCCAAACGUACCGUUACACGGUUUUGUUGGUAACGUUCAUAGCCUACGCGUGUUACCACGCUUCAAGAAAAGCCACGGGAAUAGUGAAGAGCGUGUUAUGCCCCGACCAUAACAGAGAAAGUCAGGGUUGGAGCCCCUUCAACGGCCACGAUGGAACCUCCAAGUUGGGUGAGAUUGACGUUGCGUUCUUGGCGUGUUACUCUCUGGGUAUGUACGUUGCAGGGCAUUUGGGAGAUACAUUAGACCUUCGUUUGUUCUUAACCACGGGAAUGAUAGGGAGUGGAAUCUUCGUUGGUCUUUUCGGGAUGGGUUACUUCUGGAAUGUUCAUGAGUUUUGGUUUUAUCUCUCGAUGCAAAUGAUUGCAGGGUUGUUUCAAGCAACGGGUUGGCCUUCUGUUGUUGCUGUUAUUGGUAACUGGUUUGGGAAGAGGAAGAGGGGACUCAUAAUGGGUAUUUGGAAUGCUCACACUUCUGUUGGUAACAUUAGUGGUUCUCUUCUUGCUGCUAGUGUUUUGGAUUAUGGUUGGGGUUGGUCUUUUUUGGUCCCUGGUGCAUUGAUUAUAUUUGGUGGGUUUAUUGUUUAUUUGUUCUUGCCUGCUUAUCCAGAGGAUGUGGGGUUUUCUUCCAUUCAUGGUGAUGAAGAGGCUCAAUUAACCAAUGGUGGUGGUGGUGGUGUUUUGGUAGAAGGGGAGACAAAUGCUGUUUUUGGACAAGGGUCUGUGAGCAGGAAGAGCAUUGGGCUUCUUGAGGCUUGCAUGAUACCCGGUGUUAUACCUUUUGCUUUGUCUCUCUUCUUUGCCAAGCUUGUUGCCUACACGUUUCUGUAUUGGUUACCGUAUUACUUGACUCAGACAGAAAUUGGAGGGAAGUAUAUCUCUGUUAAAUCAGCUGGAAACCUUUCAACCAUGUUCGAUGUGGGGGGUAUUUUUGGGGGUAUUCUUGCUGGCUACAUAUCUGAUAAACUCAGGGCGCGUGCUAUAACAGCAACAAGCUUCAUGUAUGCAGCGAUUCCUUGUAUGCUUUUGUACCGAUCAUAUGGAAGUGUUUCGAUGAAUGUCAACAUAGCACUCAUGAUGGUGACUGGAUUAUUCGUUAAUGGACCCUAUGCACUCAUCACUACUGCUGUCUCUGCUGACUUGGGUACACAUAGUUCUCUCAAAGGAGAUUCUCGUGCUCUAGCUACAGUGACUGCAAUUAUAGAUGGUACUGGAUCAGUUGGUGCAGCUCUUGGCCCUCUUCUUACUGGGUUCAUCUCAACAAAGGGAUGGGAUGAAGUUUUCUUUAUGCUUACCAUUGGGGCUUUUAUUGCUGGGCUUCUUCUUUCACGUUUGAUCAUAGCUGAAAUUGCAGAGAAAACUCGCAAACCUUUAUCUAGUGGACAGCAAAAUCCUGGAGCCCCUGCAUCUCAACCGCUUCUAGAUGAGGAAAGGUGACACUGAUCAGGAUCUCAUGAAUGGUCAAAUAUACUGCUCAAUACUUGGG